Orussus abietinus is the source of this 1295-nucleotide messenger RNA. RefSeq names its product surfeit locus protein 6 homolog (gene Surf6). Lineage: Eukaryota; Metazoa; Arthropoda; Insecta; Hymenoptera; Orussidae. The transcript has 4 exons. Bases 51 to 941 code for a protein of 296 amino acids. Gene Ontology annotation, cellular component: nucleolus. The record is from RefSeq and is a predicted model, not a curated record. Gene Ontology annotation, molecular function: RNA binding; DNA binding. Gene Ontology annotation, biological process: ribosomal large subunit biogenesis; ribosomal small subunit biogenesis.
AUCGCGGCAUAUUUACGAUUUGUGUAUGGUGCACGUGAUUUUGGAAAAGAAUGCAACUAAAGAUGUCGAAGACUUUUAACGCUAAAUUAGCGCAGAGAAUAUUAGAAGUGGAGAACAAAUACAUUUCAAAUUUGUUUUCGAAAAUGGCUCUGCCCAUGUCCGAGAUAGUGCAACUAGAAGAGGAAUCCGAACCUGAGGAACAACCUACUAAAAAGAGGAAAACGAUUCCGGGUCAUGGCGAUGGUGUUAAAAGGGCACAAACAUUCGAAGAGCUGCAUGGAAGGCUCGAAGCGUUGAAGGGUAAAAAGCUGGAUUAUAAGCAAAAGCUUAUUAAGAAAGGCUUGAAAAAUAGAAUAAAGAAAAAGACAAAACAAGGAGAACGUGCUCUCCAAAAGAAACUUGCAAGAAUAGAGCAUCAUGCCUCAGGAGGAGCAAAAAUUAAGGUUGAGGAGAACGGUAGCGUAAAACCUGUCCCUAAGCCAAAGCCAGUAUUCAACUCUGAAGGCAAAAUGGUAUUUAGCAAGUUUGAUUUUUCCGAAAUCGGGACGAAGAAGAAACCUCCCAAGACAGAGAAAGAUCCUAAAAAGGUUUUGCAACAAAUAAAGCAGAGGAACGAAAAAUUAAGACAAUUAGAACAAACUGGGGAGAAGGAUAAAGCGGUGGAAAUUAAGGAGAAAGAAGCAUGGAAGACUGUACUAGCGAAAGCUAGUGGACAAAAGGUGAAGGAUGAUCCUGAAUUAUUAAAGAAAACUAUGAGGCGAGAGGAACAGAAAAAGAAGCACAGUGCUAAAAAAUGGGACUCGAGGCUACAAGCAGUCGACAAGGCAAAACAGGAAAGGCAGCAGAAACGGCAAGAAAAUAUCAUGAAGCGGAAGAAGGAAAAGAAGGUGAACAAACUAAAGAAAGCAUCGAAAAAGGGCAGGGUUAUACCUGGGUUUUAGUUAUUUUUAAAUUGUUUAAUAUUUACUACGGUCGAUAUUGUUGCAAACUACUGUAAACCGAAACAGUGCAUUCGUGCAGGCGUUGUGCCAAUGGAAUAGUUCUUCGUUUAUUAACGUUCCAAAACAAGACUUCCGCUUAGGAGAAAGAUUAAACUGUAAUUUUCUACCGCAAGUUAUAUACAUCAUUGGUUGUGUACAAAUUGUGUACAUGCAAUGUAACAAUCUAGUCCAUGGUGCAGCCUGUCUACUGGUUUUCAACGUACCUCGAUUUCGAGCAGGAAACAAGGUAUUCAUUUUCGUCGAAAGAAUCGUAGACUUUCAUUGCACGAUGACAUUGCACAAUACGACUGAGAU